Molecule: messenger RNA, 1698 nt
Organism: Argiope bruennichi
Lineage: Eukaryota; Metazoa; Arthropoda; Arachnida; Araneae; Araneidae
Product: pancreatic lipase-related protein 2-like
Exons: 10
Coding region: 38-1594 (518 amino acids)
Biological process (GO): lipid metabolic process
Molecular function (GO): triacylglycerol lipase activity; protein binding
Source: RefSeq, a predicted model, not a curated record
CAAAAAGAUUUAGUUCGUUCAAUUUGGAGAUGCAACGAUGAGGAGGAUGGAGUCGAUCAGGAACAUCGUUGUUUGGAGUUGGAUUUUAUGCCUUUCCAUAGUAUAUAGUAAUGUCAUUUCGCAAAAUGAAACUCUGCAACAAGGUCUUAUAGGAGGAGACAAAGAAAUAUGCAUGAAGGAGCUUGGUUGCUUCGCUAUAACAGAUGACUUUAAAAGCUUGAUUCACAGACCUAUCAAUGUCUUACCCCAUGAUAGAGCUACAAUUAACACCAAGUGCCUCCUAUACACCAGAAAAAAUGCCAAGGAAUCCCACCAACUUAUUGCUAGUGACCCAACUACCUUCACAGAAUCCCAUUAUAAUCCAGCAAAUCCAACCAAAUUUAUUGUUCACGGCUUCAUGGACAGUGAACUUUAUGGACCAUGGAUGGUGGACAUGAAAGAUGAGUUUUUGAUGCAUGGCGAUUAUAACAUCAUCGUUGUGGACUGGAGUGGUGGUAACAAGCCUCCAUAUUACCAGGCAACAGCUAAUACCAGAGUUGUCGCUGCAGAAAUGGCUUUAAUAGCAAAAGCCUUAGAGAAACACUUUGGAGCUAGGAGAGAGGAAUUUCAUAUCAUUGGUCACAGUCUUGGAGGUCAUAUUGCCGGUUAUACAGGUGCAAGGCUAAAAACUUUGGGACGAAUUACAGGUUGCGAUCCUGCUGAACCUUAUUUCCAAAACAUGCCUCCCAGUGUGCGACUGGAUCCAACAGAUGCUGACUAUGUUGACGUCAUUCACUCCGAUGCAACAGACAUAAUGUUCAUUGGUUUCGGAAUGAGCCAUCCAGCUGGUCACGUGGACUUCUUCCCCAACAAUGGACGCAAUCAACCUGGAUGCAAAUCAGCUAAAUUUAAGUCUUUCAUCACAGAUGGUCUUAAUGAAGGUGCAAGGCGUUUUGCUAGCUGUAACCACCAGCGUUCUUUGGAUUUUAUGCACCACUCUAUUAACUACAGGAAAAUUACUCCCGUUGGAUUUGAAUGCUCUAGCUGGAAAGAUUUCUUGGAUGGUAAAUGCGCUGACUGUGGAUUUGACACCAAGAAAUGCGCCAUCAUGGGAAUCAGAGCUGACGAAUACAAGAAAUUUAGGAACAACUCCAUCCAACACUCAAUGUAUCUCCAAACCUCUGGAAAACCACCAUAUUGGCUGUACCAUUAUCAAAUCAACAUGAAACUUUUCAAGCCCAGAACCUCAUACAAGGAUCUUAAAGGUACACUUGAAGUCACAUUAUACGGAUCUAGAGCAGAUGAACUCUUUAAAGUCCAAGACAAAGCUACUGAUUUCUACCACGGAGCAAGAUAUCAAUACUUGGCUACAACCGAUAAAGAAUUGGGAGAAAUUAAAAGUGUUACCUUGAAGUGGUACAGCUCAUCGAAGAAUCCUAUUGGCAUGAUUUUCAAGCCUAAGCUUUUCGUCGAAUACAUAACUGUCAUACCAAUGAAUUCAGUGGAAGCAUCGCCAAGAAAUAUGACUAACCGAGCCUUCUGCAACAAGCCAGAGAAUGGAAUUGCUCCAAAGACAAUUGCAACUCUCCACAGAAAUGACAAAUGUUUGAAAUAAAAUGUUGGGACAGUUAAAAAAAAGAUGCUGAACUUUUAUAUCUAACAGCUGUACUUUCUGUAGAACAUUGGAACUUUAAUCAAUAAAAGAGAUUUCAAAAUGUU